Ailuropoda melanoleuca (giant panda) is the source of this 2831-nucleotide messenger RNA. It is a transcript of the gene EIF2D, whose product is annotated as eukaryotic translation initiation factor 2D. Gene Ontology annotation, molecular function: translation initiation factor activity. Gene Ontology annotation, biological process: translational initiation; formation of translation preinitiation complex. Bases 183 to 1676 code for a protein of 497 amino acids. The transcript has 12 exons. The record is from RefSeq and is a predicted model, not a curated record. NCBI's taxonomy places the organism in Eukaryota, Metazoa, Chordata, Mammalia, Carnivora, Ursidae.
UCCCCACAGCGCCGGUAGCCGCGAAGCUGAGCGGCCCGGGUUUCUAGCCGGGCCCCUUUUCCAGCUGGGCCCAAGCAUGGCUGCCCCCAGGGCUGCGGGUCGGGAAGUCGCCGCGUUCUCGUUUUCCUGACAACCCCUGGCUUCUGUGCGCUCCUUCCCCUCCCCAGGCCAGUCCAGCAGACAUGUUUGCCAAGACCUUUCGGGUCAAGUCCAACACGGCCAUCAAGGGGUCGGACAGAGCCCCUGUCGCCAUCGGAGUUGCCGCCAUGUCCACAGCUGAGAUGCUGACUUCGGGCCUGAAGGGAAGGGGCUUCUCCGUGCUGCACACCUACCGGGACCACUUGUGGCAAUCUGGAGACAAGUCUUCUCCACCUUCCAUGGCUCCACUGGCCCUGGAUCCCCUCGAUCUCAGUGAAGAGAAGGGGUCUGUCGAGGCGGCCCCUGCCCUGCAGGGAGACUUGAGGCACCUGACCCUGGCAGGAGAGAACCAGGAGAAUGGGGAGGUCCAGCAGCAGAUGUGUGGAGAAAAGUCCCUGCCGGAAGCCUCCGAAGACCCCAGUGUCAGGGGCCUGAACCCAGACCCCACAGACAGCAGGACCCUUCAAGAACAAAUGGAUGAACUUUUACAGCAAUGCUUCUUGCACGCUUUAAAGUGCCAAGUCAAAAAAGCUGACCUCCCUUUACUCACCAGCACGUUCCUUGGCAGCCACAUGUUCUCCUGCUGCCCUGCAGGACAACACCUGGACAUAAAGAAAUCAAGCUACAAAAAGCUCUCUAAGUUCCUGCAGCAAAUGCAGCAGGAGCAGAUUAUACAGGUGGAGGAGCUGAGCAGAGGGGUGGAGAGCAUUGUGGCUGUGGACUGGAAGCACCCGAGGAUCACAUCUUUCGUCAUACCCGAGCCCUCCCCGACCUCCCAGACUAUCCAGGAGGGUAGCAGGGAACAGCCCUAUCACCCUCCAGAUAUAAAACCCCUCUACUGUGUCCCAGCCAGCAUGACUCUGCUCUUCCAGGAGUCUGGCCACAAGAAGGGGAGCGCUCUUGAGGGCGGUGAGGUCCGGACAAUCAUCGUCAGCUAUGCCAAGAAGAAUGACUUGGUCAAUGUGGACAACAGAAAUCUCGUGAAAUUGGAUCCCAUCCUGUGUGACUGCAUCUUAGAGAAAAAUGAACAGCAUACAGUCACGACGCUUCCAUGGGACAGUCUCCUGAGCAGAUGUUUGGAAAGAAUGCAGCCUGCCUAUCAAGUGACCUUUCCAGGACAAGAGCCCAUUGUGAAGAAAGGCAAAAUCUGCCCAAUUGACAUCACCCUAGCACAGAGAGCAUCUAAUAAAAAGGUGACUGUGGUCCGGAACUUGGAGACCUAUGGUUUGGACCCGUGCUCGGUGGCUGCCAUCCUCCAGCAGCGGUGCCAGGCCAGCACGACUGUCACUCCUGCCCCGGGGUCCAAGGACAGCCUGCAGGUCCAGAUCCAGGGAAACCAGGUCCAUCACCUCAGCCAGCUGUUGCUUGGUUCAGUGCUCUCUCCACCGUCCUGUCGGCGUCAUUUUCUUCCUGGUUUUCCCUUCGAUAAGGCAUCUGUUGUGCAUCCCAGCCGUGCUGGGUACUUCGCCGGGCGUUUUGCAGGCACCGUCUCUCCUCCUCACAGCCACGCAGCAGAACUGUUUGUGUUUUGCAGCUGAGGAAGCCAAGGCUCAGAGAGGCUCAGUCCCUUGCCCUCAGAUACUCAGCUGUUCCAUGCUGCAGCUGGGCUCCCGACUUGGCUUUGUCAGACCCCAGAGCCUGAGUUCUUUCUCCCAACUCUGGGUCACCCAGCCUCCGGCUUGUCCUCGAUUCACACCACCUCUGCCUGAGUCAGCUUCCCAUCACUCUCCUUCUACACACCCCUUAUGCCGGUCGGUGCCUUCAGAAUAAGCCCUACGCUCAAUAAAUAAGACCCUCCCGGUCCAACUCCCGUUCCCUUCGGGCUCUCUCCGGCAGCUCUCACACCCCCACCUCAGACCUCGGCCACGCUGCGGUCCUUGCUGCUCCCCACACAUGCUCGGUGCUUGCAUCCCUGUGCCCUCGCCCAGUAUGCCCUCCCACAGCCCACAUCUGCCCGACCGGAAGGCCUUAUGGGUCCAGCCCAGGGGUCAUGGGAAGCCUGUCUCAGAGCAUGUCCCAUUUUUUCUGUCCUUCAAUUAGCAUUUAGAAAAUUGCCAAUGUAGCACUUUCUCCUUGUGUUUAUUUUUCUGUUUUUUCAAAUGUCUGAACCCCCUGCUAGACUGAGCAACUUCAGUCAGAAGCCUUGCCUUCUUCAUCCCUUUUGCAUGCUCAGGGCCUGGCACAUGGUAAAUGCUCAAUGAGCAAAUGUAUUUUAGGGCCUAAGGCAGCACCCUGUAGUACACUUCCAGAGUUGACCCCUUUAAGUGAAGAACCCAAUAGGAGGUGCUGAGAAGAAAUAAAAGGAAAAUAGACAAGCACGUGACUGCACGCAGACGCACACCUUCUCUCUCCUGAGAAAAUUACGGAUGCCUCAAGUAUACCUAGAAAGUGGCUCUCGGUGUGAAAAUUGCUCACAUACACACGACAGCCAUGAGGUGUAAGGAUAAAUGGCCCAUCCCGGACAACUGCCCAGAGGAGCUGGGUCCGAGCUGGGUGUCGAAGAGCAGGUCACGUGGUGCAGGUGACUAAAGAGAAGUUGACCCCGGGAACGUGUGCCCAGUGGAGCGAGGGGACGGAUGGCAGCCGUGCAGUUUGGGGCCCACAGGGGUCAGGACCAAGGGGGGACGUUGAGACACAAAGCGUAGGGGGUGGCGGGGGCAGGCUCACGCCCCCCUGAGGAGGUUCUGUUGUUU